AUGCCAAGGACGGGACUUAAAAAUCCAUCGCAUUCUCUCUCUGUCAUUUCAGUUGGACGCAUUGUCUUUGAAUUAUUUGCUGACGUUGUACCUAAAACUGCAGAAAAUUUCCGUGCGUUAUGUACCGGAGAGAAAGGAACAGGGCCUACCACUGGAAAACCUCUCCAUUAUAAAGGAUGUCCUUUCCACAGAAUUAUUAAGCAAUUUAUGGUCCAGGGUGGAGACUUCUCAAACCAGAAUGGCACAGGUGGAGAAAGUAUAUAUGGUGAAAAAUUUGAAGACGAAAACUUUCAUUAUAAGCAUGAUAAACCAGGGCUGCUGAGCAUGGCAAAUGCAGGACCCGGUACUAACGGCUCUCAGUUCUUUAUUACAACGGUGCCUACUUCUCACCUGGAUAGGAAACACGUGGUGUUUGGCCAAGUGAUCAAAGGAAUGGGUGUAGUUAAAAUGUUAGAAAACGUUGAAGUAAAAGGAGAAAAUCCUGCUAAGUUGUGCGUCAUUGCAGAAUGUGGAGAGCUAAAGGAAGGAGAUGAUUGGGGAAUUGUUCCCCAGGAUGGAUCUGGAGAUUCUCAUCCAGAUUUUCCUGAAGAUUCAGAUAUAGACUUGAAAGAUGUUGACAAGAUUGUGGCCAUAGCAGAAGACAUAAAGAAUAUAGGAAAUACUUUCUUCAAAUCGCAAAAUUGGGCAGUGGCAGCUAAAAAGUAUAGUAAAAGUUUACGGUAUGUAGAAGCUUCUGAAGCAGUGGCAGAGGAGGCAGACAAACCAAAGUUAAAGACUGUUGCUCUGACCUGUGUUUUAAACAUUGGCGCAUGUAAACUAAAACUGUCAGAUUGGCAGGGAGCCAUUGAAAGCUGUUCAGAGGCUCUUAAAAUAGAUCCAGCAAAUACUAAAGCUCUCUACAGACGGGCUCAAGGAUGGCAGGGAAUAAAAGAUCUUGAUGAGGCAUUGGCCGAUCUUAAAAAGGCUCAUGAAAUAGCUCCUGAAGACAAAGCUAUCCAGACGGAAACACUCAGAAUCAAACAGAAGAUAAAAGCCCAAAAGGAGAAAGAGAAGGCAGCUUAUGCUAAAAUGUUUGCUUGAUUUUUUUUUUAUCUAAACUUUCAAAUCUAUGCACUAACUCAUGCAAAUGGAUAAAUGGAGCCGCUUCAUUCAUUUGCCCUGUACUGCAGUUUUCACUGUUUACAACUCACAAGUCUAAUAAUAAAGACAAACUGUUCAAAGGUGAA
Molecule: messenger RNA, 1226 nt
Organism: Leptosomus discolor (cuckoo roller)
Lineage: Eukaryota; Metazoa; Chordata; Aves; Leptosomiformes; Leptosomidae
Source: RefSeq, a predicted model, not a curated record